Spodoptera litura is the source of this 2213-nucleotide messenger RNA. RefSeq lists its product as uncharacterized. Gene Ontology annotation, cellular component: extracellular region. The record is from RefSeq and is a predicted model, not a curated record. NCBI's taxonomy places the organism in Eukaryota, Metazoa, Arthropoda, Insecta, Lepidoptera, Noctuidae. Gene Ontology annotation, molecular function: chitin binding.
UAUACUAUUAAAAUUAAUCGCGGUAAUAAUACUAAAAGAUUCUCAUUAUUGCGUGCAAAAAAAAAAUCAAGAAUAUAUUUAUUGGUAUAAUUAAAUAGUAAAAGUAAAUUAAUAUUAAUUUUAUCAAUUACGUAUCAGUUGGAACAGGAACCAAGAGUUUCUAAUCAGCCUAAAAUGUUUUAGUGUACGUGUAAAAAUUAUAGAUAUUUUUCCGGUGACGCGUUUUAAGAUUUCGUGAUAAUAAUAUACGCGGCUGAUAUAUUCACCGAUACCUGACAAUUGAGUUUAAUUGAUUUACAUAAACGGGUAAAUAAACAUCGGUAAUCGAAAGUGCGGGGAAUAAAAAAUAUUUUCGAUAAAGUGCAGCCCUUCGUGGCUUAGUGAUGUUAUUAUUAUUAUUUUGAAAUAAUAAUCGUGUAAUAAUACUAAAAAUAAUUUGUUUAUUUAUUAGUGAUCUGAGAUUAAUAGUUUAAGAUAUGUACAAAGCUAUCACAUUUUUGACGUUGAUAGCCGCGUCUUCAGCCCAGUUCCUGCCCAAUGGCUGUCCAUCAGACUUUCUAGUACACCUGCUCUUGCCACAUGAGUCAGACUGCUCAAAAUACUACAGUUGUAGUAAUGGCAAAAAAAUUGAGAUGAGUUGUGGACCCGGCACACUGUUUGACGAGGAUUUGCAAGUCUGCAACUGGGCGUUUCAAGUUAAAUGUCCACAUCCACUACCAAGUUCAUCUUCAACAACAUCAACUUCAACAACAACAACAACAACACAGAGGCCUACAGACUUCCUACCCAAUGGAUGUCCUUCAGACUUCACUAUAACAUACUUGCUCCCCCACGAGACGGACUGUGACAAGUUCUACAGUUGCAGCAAUGGACAGAAAAUUUUGAUGCCGUGCUCCGCUGGAACGUGGUUCGAUUACGAUUUGCAGCGUUGCAACUACCCGCACUUGGUGAACUGUACGCCGGGGUCUACAACAACGACAUCAACUUUGGCACCAACAACACCAGUAGAUGACCCCACAGCAACACCAGAAGAGCCAGUUACUGGUACCACAACAACUACAGAAGCACCUGGUUUCCUUCCCAAUGGCUGUCCAGCAGAUUUUACAGUCGAUCUCUUAUUGCCACAUGAGUCGGAUUGUGGCAAGUUCUACAGUUGUGUCCACGGAAACAAAGUUGAAAUGAAUUGCCCGGCCGGCUUGUGGUUCGACUUCUCCUUACAGUACUGCAGUUGGCCGUUCAUGGUGACCUGUAAUGCAACCACCACAACAACAUCAACAACAACAACAACGACAACUCCAGCACCAAUUACGGUUACCGACGGGCCAACAACCACUGAGGGACCCACUACAACCACUGAGGAGCCCACAACAACAUCAACAACAACAACGACAACUCCAGAACCAAUAACGGUUACCGACGGGCCAACAACCACUGAGGGACCCACUACAACCACUGAGGAGCCCACAACAACAUCAACAACAACAACGACAACUCCAGAACCAAUAACGGUUACCGACGGCCCCACAACCACUGAGGUACCCACAACAACAACUCAAGAGCCCACAGAAUCGCCAUCAACACCAGAAGAGCCAAUAACUGUGUCCACAACAACUACAGAAGCACCUGGCUUCCUUCCCAAUGGCUGUCCAGCAGACUUUACAGUCAAUCUCUUAUUGCCACAUGAGUCGGAUUGUGGCAAGUUCUACAGUUGUGUCCAUGGAAAAAAAGUGGAAAUGAAUUGUGCUCCCGGCACUUGGUUUGAUUUCGAGUUGCAGUACUGCAGUUGGCCGUUCAUGGUGGAUUGCAACGUGUCGACAACUACAACAACUUCUACAACUACAACUCAGGUACCAAUCACGACUACUGAAGACCCAAAUACACCAACAUACUCUCCUACUACAACUGAAGUAAUUACAACCACCACUGAGCAACCCUCUACACCUACUGACGGACCCACUACACCAACUGACGGACCUACUACAACCACCACUGAGGAAGUGUCUACAACCACCACUGAGGGAACCACUACAACUGAGGAGCCCAUUACAACCACUCAGGCACCAAUAACCACCACUGAGGUACCCACUCCAACUACAACUGAGGCAACCACUACAACUGAGGAGCCCACUACAACCACCACUGAGGGAACCACUACAACUGAGGAGCCCACUACAACCACUCAAGCACCAACAACCACCACUGAGGAACCCACU